Molecule: messenger RNA, 612 nt
Organism: Endocarpon pusillum Z07020
Lineage: Eukaryota; Fungi; Ascomycota; Eurotiomycetes; Verrucariales; Verrucariaceae
Exons: 1
Coding region: 1-612 (203 amino acids)
Source: RefSeq, a predicted model, not a curated record
AUGGCUUCCAACCUGCUACCUUAUACAGCAGCCGAGUUCAAUUCUAUACCUGAUAUCAUGGACUCCGCUAAAGGGUUCGAGGAAGCCAACACAUCUGGACUACUUUUGCAGGAGCUUGGGCAGGCUUUGCCGAAGCGUGAGGUCAAUUGCUCUCUAGGUGUUACCCUUGUCCACCGCCAUUAUGAUCUAGCUCAGUACGAGAUGCUAGUUAACAUUGGUAACGUGGCUGUCCCCUGGAAUACCAACAACGAAGCAAGCGGGCUGGCCAACCCCAGCUCCUGGUGCUUCACCAAAGACGGGGUGAUGCCGUAUGUAUUCACCUAUGGGGGCGUGAAGGUCUCCAUGGGCGACCGUAUGAGAGAAUCCCUUUCAGGAUAUCGUUCUAUUCUUGAGAAGAAACAUACCAGCCAUAUUUUUGGCCUCUGCACGCUCGAUGGGGUGUCCCUUGCGCAGGCGGCACCUACUGUUGACUUCACUAGCAGACGUGCCAACAUCACGCUGCCUUUCGACGAAAAUCCAAGCGAGGGUGGCGCCAUUAAGGCUAUGUGGCAGAUUCAGCAAGUUAUGUCCAUAAAUUCAUCCUCCUGCUACCUCCCCUGCAACUGUCACUGA